AUGAAUUCCACGCGUGCUUUCACUCGGACGACCCAGAACACUUUCCGUAAACCCCUCGACUUCCUCAGCAAUCUCUCACGUAGCGCGGCGGCACAGAUCCCGGCCCAGGACAGAAAGAGAAAGGACACUUAUGCGCGUAGACGCAAUAACAGCGCCAGCUCUCUCGACGACACGGAUCACUCCGACGUCGAGUUUUACGCCCAAAUGGAGACGUCUCGACGCUCUCACUCGACACACAACUCGCAGUCGGAAUUGCAGCCUGCCGUGCCGCUGAUUGACAUUGGGAGUCGCAGCAACAGCCCAUACCCGCGCAAUCGAAGCGCCGCACAGAGCGAGGACGAGGACGAUGACUAUGAAGCGGCGAGCAGCAUACGGCCGUUAGUCAGCCAUCAUGUAGGCAAAGGAAGCAGCGCCUUUCGAGGCUUCUGGCAACAAGGGGGCCCAGGUGCCUUCUUCUUUGGCACGUGGCAGGGCUGGCAGUUGUGGAUUGGAUUGCUGGUCUUUUGGAUUGGAGGCUGUAGCUUUGGAUUGUUGCUCAUGAACCGCUUCAUCAUGCUGACAGGCGUCUACAAAUUCCCAUUCCCUCUCACGCAGUCGUACCUCCAGCUCAUCAUCACCCAUAUCCUCCUCAUCCUCAUCUCGAGCCUCCUGCGCUUCUCCAGCAACCCUCUACAUUUCGUUGGCUUCGGGGCCGCCGUGCCGCCCUCGCAACCAGCAGCACCACAGGGGGGAGCCUUUAGAGGCAGUAGGAAGCCUGGCAUCUCCGCCUUCGCACGCUGGCUGUCGAAUGGCUCAGGAGGCAUUGCAGGCGGCGGUCUAUUCGAGUUUGAUUGGCAAGUUGCAAAGCAGGUGCUUCCACUCGCCGUAGUCUUUGUCGUAAAAGUGCUACUGAGCAACUUUUCGUUUGCCUACGCGCCCCUCCCAACCUACCAACUCGCCCGCAUCGGCAUAACGCCCCUCGCCAUCAUCUUCUCCUGCGUCCUCCAAAAGGAAAACUUCAACGCCAGCACCCUCUCCUCCGCCCUCGUCGCUACCCUAAACCUCUUCUUCGCCUCGUACCGCUCAAACGUCCGCGUCACCUGGGAGUCGGUCGUCGCCGGCGUCUUCUCCUCCAUCUUCGUCGCUCUAUACCCAAUUCUCCUUCUCCGUACAUACCGCACUAUUGUCGCCGGCCUCGUGCCGUCGGGCGAUGUCCUCACCGGAUACCCGACGAGCGGAGAAGAGGCAGGCAAUAGGGAGGAAACUCGCGCUUUCUACCGCACCCUACACUACACUUCUAUCCUCUCGCUGAUGAUUCUGACGCCCAUUGUUGUCCUCUCCGGCGAGGUCCCGCACAUCUACCACAACAUUCCCUUCCUUGAUGUGCCCUUUUUCUGGGCCAUGAUGUUGUUUGGUGGUAUGGGAUCGUGGGCCGUCUUCUCGGGCAUGCUGCUGCUGGUCAGGGCCACUUCGCCGCUGUCAGCAACUUUUGUGGCUGUUCCGAGAGGCGCGUUUCAACUCGUUGCUAUUACUCUGUUCAAGAGUCCAGCACAGACAUGGGUUGGUGUAGUGCUUUGUUGGAUUAGCAGUUUGUGGUUUCUCGUCGCAAGGCGGGACGAGGGCAGAAGUCGGGAUCGCUUGAGGCUGGAGGGCCGCUAA
Messenger RNA from Pyrenophora tritici-repentis Pt-1C-BFP, 1638 nucleotides. Its product is annotated as TT-ORF1 multi-domain protein. Gene Ontology annotation, molecular function: GDP-fucose transmembrane transporter activity; antiporter activity. Gene Ontology annotation, cellular component: Golgi apparatus. Lineage: Eukaryota; Fungi; Ascomycota; Dothideomycetes; Pleosporales; Pleosporaceae. Gene Ontology annotation, biological process: GDP-fucose import into Golgi lumen; protein O-linked glycosylation via fucose. The record is from RefSeq and is a predicted model, not a curated record.